CUCCCUCUUUUGUGAAAAUAUGUGAAUUUAAGGUAUUCUAUGUUGGGAAACUACCUAAAUAUCCAGGCCUCUGCAAACACUGUCUGGUUCCAAUAUCUUAUUUUCCGGUAUGCAAGAAUUUCGAUUUUCCAAAUGACACCUAUUGGCCACUGGGUGAAUCACAAGGAAAGAACCUUCAAUUGGACACACUUGGGUUUAAAUCCUGUGAAAUUAGGAUUUUACAAGCAUCCAACCCAAAUGUCUAAAAUUCAAUUAAUUUUGGAAAGAAGAUAACCUAUUCAGAACCUGCAAAUGUUGACUAUACCUGUUGUUUUGUUUUUAAAAUACUCUUUGUUGAAGUGUUCUAUAUUGCUUUAGGGGAUGAGUUAUUAUCUCCUUAAGGUCUUGGGCAUUUCUCACCACAUGAGCUAGCCUUUGGGGUUGAAUUAGGCCCAAGGUCCAUUUUAUAAGGUAUUGGAUCCAGACCUAUCCAUAAUCUUGGUUUACUGAAGCGUUGAUGCCCAUGUUGUAUUUUUUCAUGCUCCAGAUGUGUAGCCCUGAGAGUGCCCGGGGGGAGGGAUGAGGGUGGUGUUAUAGUGUCCCAUAUUGGUUGAGAGAAUGUGUUGUCUCUUUAUAUGAUCUGGGGCGGUUCCACCAUAUGAGCUACAUAUUGGGUUGGGUUACACCAAAUGUAACACUUUUGAGUUGCAUGUUACAGAAAAUCCCCGUUCUAAACUUGAACAGAAAAUCCCAGUUUUAAAAAGGUUCUGUGGACGCCGUUAGACCAAAAGGUGCUUCCUGUAACAAACCCCAUCAGCUCUCACAAUGGUGAAACCAAAAACUAAGAAGACUUACUGCAAAUCGGAGGAGUGCAAGAAGCACACCCUGCAUAAAGUUACUCAAUACAAGAAAGGAAAAGAUAGCUUAGCUGCUCAAGGGAAGAGACAUUAUGAUCGCAAGCAAUCAGGUUAUGGUGGACAGACAAAACCUGUCUUCCACAAGAAGGCUAAAACUACCAAGAAGAUUGUGCUAAGGUUGCAAUGCCAAGUGUGCAAACAUGUAUCCCAGCACCCAAUCAAGCGGUGUAAGCCCUUUAAGAUUUGUGGAGAUAAGAAGGCAAAGGGAACUUCUCUCUUUUAAGUGGAAAAUUCAAGCAGAUGGCCUUCUUCUGUUCUGACAUAUUGGAAUUGCUUUUCCAGUUGCAAUGUAGUUUAAGAUCCUUGACCAUUAAUAUCUGUGUCGGGAAUUCUGUUUUCCAAUGAUUUAAAGUUCGAAUUUCCUUGUCUUUCAAAAAACAAAAAUAGAAGUUUAGUUUGAAACUUAAUCAAACUUGUCGGUUGCAGCAGCUGCUGCUCUACUCUUAUGUGAGAAUCAAGUAUCUUUGUGCCUAUUGUCAGUCUGUCAUAAUGGGCAGGUUGCAAAUGAGAGUACCAAAGCAUUUCAGUUCUGAGCCACAGACGUUUCUCUGGCAGCAAGUGCUGAUGCUUCUUCGUUCUGCAAGAUAAGCAAGGGUAGGUUUAUGAGGGUUUUCGCUUAAGAAUUUCAACAGUUGGUAUUCCACGCAUCCCUUUUUAUAUAACAAUAUUGCAAUUUGGACAAGCAAAGAGUUGGGGGAAUGGUUUGUUGUCUUCUUAAGGUCUUGGUAUUUCUUACCGCAUGAGCUAGCUUUUGGGAUUGAAUUAGGGCCAAGGCCCAUUUUCUUGGUAUGGUAAUGGAGCCAGAUCUAUCCAUAUUCUUGGUUUACUUAGUUGUGGGCUCCCAUGUUAUGAUGUUCACGCUCUAGAUGUCUAGUCUUGAGAGUGACGAGAAGGGAGGUGUGGGUGUUAUAGUGUCCUAUAUUGGUUGAGAGAAUAUGUUGUCUCCUUAUUGA
Messenger RNA from Nicotiana attenuata, 1849 nucleotides. RefSeq names its product 60S ribosomal protein L44-like. Gene Ontology annotation, biological process: translation. Gene Ontology annotation, cellular component: cytosolic large ribosomal subunit; ribosome. Gene Ontology annotation, molecular function: structural constituent of ribosome. The coding region runs from base 805 to 1119 and encodes 104 amino acids. The transcript has a single exon. The record is from RefSeq and is a predicted model, not a curated record. NCBI's taxonomy places the organism in Eukaryota, Viridiplantae, Streptophyta, Magnoliopsida, Solanales, Solanaceae.